UUAGAACCCGGAGCAGAUGAUCCGGUUCAUUUUCCUGCUGCUGCUCUUCUGCUGCGCAGCGUCUCUCCGUCCUGCGGGUUCGAGCUGGACCCGGACCCGGACCCAGACCCAGACCCGGACCGAGCUGCUCCUGUGGUCCCACAUCUGCUCCGUGAACCCGACAUGUCCAGAGACGAGCGGCCGCUGGUCUAGUUGCAGUCCGGACCGUGUGAGGUGAACCGGGCCCGAGCCCCAGACCCGCUCCAGACCCGGACCCCCCAGAGAAGUGAUGUUAGCGGUGGGUCCGAUGGACGCGUCCCGACCGAGCGGCUUCCUCCUCAGCACCCCGCCCCUGGCUGCUCUGCACAGCAUGACCGAGAUGAAGACCCCGCUGUACCCGGCGUACCCGCUCUCCUCCUCGGGCCCCAACUGCUCCACCUCCCCGGCCACCACCUCUCCCAACCCGGGCGGCAUGGCCGUGUCCUCCCCGGGGAUCAAGAGCUCCGGUACCGGUCUGUCCUCGGGGCUCGGCUCCCCGCAGCAGUGCUCCUCCGCCACCCCGCACGGAAUAAACGACAUCCUCAGCCGGCCCUCGGCCGCCGCCGCCGCCGCCGCCGCCUGCUCCUCCUCGGCGGGGCUCCUGUCCGGGCUGCCCCGGUUCAGCAGCCUCAGCCCGCCGCCUCCUCCCGGACUUUACUUCAGCCCCAGCGCGGCCGCGGUGGCGGUGGCCCGGUACCCGAAGCCCCUGGCGGACCUGCCGGGCCGGACGCCCAUCUUCUGGCCCGGAGUGAUGCAGAGUCCGCACUGGAGGGACGCGCGCUUCGCGUGUUCGCCCCAUCCGAACUCGGUGCUGCUCGACAAGGACGGGAAGCGGAAACACACGAGACCCACGUUCUCCGGUCAACAGAUCUUCGCCCUGGAAAAGACUUUCGAACAGACCAAGUACCUGGCGGGACCCGAGCGGGCGCGACUGGCCUAUUCCCUGGGCAUGACGGAGAGCCAGGUCAAGGUGUGGUUCCAGAACCGCAGGACCAAGUGGAGGAAGAAGCACGCGGCGGAAAUGGCCUCGGCGAAGAAGAAGCAGGACUCGGACGCGGAGCGGCUGAAGGGAACCGGGUCGGAACCGGAGGACGAGGACGACGACUACAACAAACCUCUGGACCCGAACUCCGACGACGAGAAGAUCACGCAGCUGCUGCAGAAACACAAACCGGCCCCGGUGCUGCUGCUGCACACUUCGGACAACGACAGCUCGUAACUGCCGUGGUGGGAACCGGCGGCCCGGUCCGCUCCGCUCCGCUCCGCUCCGCUCCGGUCCGGUCCGGUCCGCUCCGGUCCGGUCCGGUCCGCUCCGCUCCGGCCCGGUCCGCUCCGGUCCGGUCCGCUCCGCUCCGGCCCGGUCCGGUCCGGGGCGUUGUCCUGCACGAGGCUCUUCUCUUUUUGAGGAGGAGGAGGAGGAUGAAGAGGAGCAGGACUCACCUGAGGAGCGACCCUCGACCCUCACGUGACCUCGACCUGUAAAUAGAAGCGUGAGUUCAAACGAACAGAAAUAAUUUAUGUGUAAAAAAACUGUUUUUGUACAAAACAAAAAGAUCCGCUCGUUUUUAUAUUUGACGGAAUUUACCGAAUCUCCCCGAAGAGACUCUGUACAUACCUGCACACACACGCACACGCACACACACACACACACACACACACACACACACACACACAUACAUACAGGUGUUUUUUAUUUAUGUGUCGCUGUGACGCAGUUUCUGUAAAAUGCACUUCUAUUUAAUAAAAAC
Molecule: messenger RNA, 1766 nt
Organism: Scophthalmus maximus (turbot)
Lineage: Eukaryota; Metazoa; Chordata; Actinopteri; Pleuronectiformes; Scophthalmidae
Gene: nkx6-1
Product: NK6 homeobox 1
Exons: 3
Coding region: 269-1237 (322 amino acids)
Biological process (GO): cell differentiation; regulation of transcription by RNA polymerase II
Cellular component (GO): nucleus
Molecular function (GO): RNA polymerase II cis-regulatory region sequence-specific DNA binding; DNA-binding transcription factor activity, RNA polymerase II-specific
Source: RefSeq, a predicted model, not a curated record